GCUUACGCGGUUUGACGCGGACUAACCGAACUGCUUCCUUACCACCGCUUUUUUAACACCAUGAUCGGCGAAGCGGCUAUCGUUGGUUCGGCCGUCGGUUACGCGCUUUGCGGUGGCCGCGCCGUGGUGGAAAUUAUGUACUUUGACUUUCUUUUCCGAGCCGGUGAUGAGAUCGCUAACCAAAUGGCCAAGUGACGGGCAAUGUCCGGGGGCAUGCUCAACGUUCCGCUCGUUUUAAGAGUUUUGAUCGGCGCUACUUACGGAGCUCAGCACUCGCAAGACUACACAUCGGUGAUCGCUCACAUCCCUGGUCUCAAACUAGUUCAACCAGCUACGCCUUACGACGCCAAAGGAUUGAUGGUCAGCGCCCUUAGAGAACCUAACCCGGUCGUUUUUGUGGAAACGCAAAAUCUUUACGGAAUGGGCGAGAGAUUUGUCAAGACGGGCGUGCCCCAAGCGUCUUACGCGGUCAAGAUCGGUCAGGGCGUGGUUCGUCGCACUGGUCAAGAUCUGACGAUCGUAACUUUAGGCAGCGCGCUCUAUCCGGCGCUCGAAGCGGCCGAGCAGUUGGCCAAGCGCUGAAAAAUUAGUGCCGAGGUGAUUGACGCUCGUUCGGCGGUUCCCUUUGAUUACGACAUCGUCUUGAAGUCGCUCAAAAAGACGGGCCAAAUCGUUUUAGUCAACAACGGCGCCGAGCGAAACAACUUCAUGCGUCACGUCGCUUCCACGCUCAGCGAAUUAGCUUUUGACGAGUUGGAUGCGCCGCCGGUUGUGCUCGGCGCUCGCAACUGA
Molecule: messenger RNA, 792 nt
Organism: Centruroides sculpturatus (bark scorpion)
Lineage: Eukaryota; Metazoa; Arthropoda; Arachnida; Scorpiones; Buthidae
Product: acetoin:2,6-dichlorophenolindophenol oxidoreductase subunit beta-like
Exons: 1
Molecular function (GO): catalytic activity
Source: RefSeq, a predicted model, not a curated record